AGCCUACAGUAAAAGAGGCGCCACGGGCGGCUGUGGUGGGGGGUCUGGUUCAACUGGGGACGCUAGGCGAGCGCUCCGUUUCUCAUACCGAUGCGCAUCUGUCUGUCUAGCAGACGAAUUUGAACCGCGGUCCACGGAAAACACUUGUUAGGCUAGGCUUUUAGGCUGCACGUAAAGAGCCGAGCCUACGAACUCUCUCGACGCAUCAAUAGGUCAAACGCUAAGAAAUGGUUGGGUGCUGUGUAGGCAAUUGCACCAAUUCGUCUGCAAAGGGAUUUGGUAUGUUCAGAUUCCCUAAAGACCCAAAAUUCAGAGGGAAAUGGACGGAUGUUUGUGACCGACCUGGCUGGGCUCCAUCCAAUCACUCGCGAAUGUGUGAUGCCCACUUUGACGAAAACCAAUGGGAGAAGUAUAAGGUCAGGCUGAAGUCAGAGGCAGUGCCACACAGAUUAUGCACUUGUCACCACAGAAUCCCUUACAAUGUGCAUGAAAUGUUUGGUGCAAUAGCACCAAAUGUGGAUCACUUGUACGCAGCUAAGCCUCAGCAUUUCCGUGAUUGCUCGAAAGUUUUGGGCAGAACAGUGCAGCAAGUUCCCAGUCCAGUAGAUGUAGUUGAGCAUUGUGUUUUGCAGCGGCAGUUGCAAGAUUUGACUGCUCGUUUAGCUGCCAAAGAAAAUGAGGUGAAAGGGCAGCAAGCCCUUCUGUCAUCUGUGUCCAGUUUGAAGAGUGCCUCGGAAGACAACAACAUCAAGCCCCAUUUUGAUUCCGGUGACAUCAAGAGCGGCCUUCAACUCAGAUUUGCUUGCGGAACAUCUGGGUAUGAAACGGUACUAAAGAGCCCUGCUUUAAUGAAGAAGCAGCCAAGUGUUCGCACAUUGCAGAGAAGAACUGAGCAUAUCGCUUUUGAGCCCGGACUCCAAAUAGAUAUAAUCUCUGCUCUUCGGGAAAAAGUGAAAGCACUUCCAGACCAAAGAGACAGAGAUUGUAAUCUAUUUUUUGAUGCAAUGGCAACCAAGGCUCGGCUUGACUUUGACAUUGGGACUAAAUCAUAUUUGGGGCGGUCUACUUUGCCGGGCUUAGAAAACCCUGACUUAGCUUGUAAAGGUGAAGUAUGGAUGUUUGGAGGCAUUCGUCAAAAGUGGAAACAAAUUGUAGCUUGGCAUCUAACUCCCAAUCAAGAAUGCGCUAAAGUUAAGAAAAAUGUGAUUUUGGACCUUCUGAAGAAGGCUGACGAAGCUGGUCUGAAUGUAGUUUCAAUAGUGUGUGACAUGGGAAACCGUUCCCUUUUAGCUGAGUUAGGCUUUUGUACAACCAAAAGCGAAAUGAGGUACUGCAUACCUAAUCCUGUGAAGCCAACUGUUCCACUCUACCUGGUACCCGACGCUGUUCAUGUGUUCAAAAGUUUAAAGGAGAUGAUUGUCUCCAAUGAAGUCAUUACUCUUCCGGACUACAUUGUUGAGGAAUUUGAUUUGCCAUCAAAUGAAGUUUGUCUUUCCCACAUAGAAUAUCUUGAAGAAUAUCAAAGAGGAGAGGACCUGAAAUUUGUUCCAAAACUCAAAGUGACCGAUAUUCAUACUCCUCAUUAUAGUAAAAUGAAAGUCAAGUCAGCGUAUCAAGUCCUUCACCACAAUACUGCCUGUGGCAUUGAAUACCUAGUUCAGAAGAAGAUAGUGCCAGAGUCCCACAGAACAACAGCUUGGUUUGUAGAGGUUGUGGACCGUUGGAGGCAGUUGAUGACUUCUCGGACCCUUUCAACUGCGUUGGGGAAAAUGAAUGAAGAAGCCUACAACAAAGCACGGGCUCAUCUGAAACUAGUCAUUAAAAUAUUUAAAGACAUGAAAGUGGAAGGAGGGUGGAAGCCAGUGCAAACACAUCUUGUGAUGGCAACAGAAUCUAUUUUAGAAAUCUCAGAGCAUUUGUUAGAAGAGUGUGGCUAUGAUUUUCUUUUUGUGGGCAGAUUCCUUCAAGACAUUGUUGAAAAUUUGUUUUCUGUGAUAAGAAUGCAGCGCCCCACCCCUGGACCCGUAGAACUGAAGUAUCGUCUCAAGCAAUGUGCCCUGUCACAAUUUAAUAAGGAAAUUAAGAAUUCAUCGUAUGAUUUCGCUGAUACUGAUGAUUUUGUUGACCUGUUGCUGGUGAAAAUGAGAGAAAAGCCAGUAGCGACAAAGAAACCUGACCUUGACUUAUCAUGUAUUGUCUGGUGUGAGCAAGUCCCUUUGGACGCAUUUGCAGUUGGGCAAGAAGACAUACUGUACAGAAUGUGUGGUUUUGCUGUUGUGUCCCUUGUUAAGCUUCACAUGCUCAAAUGUGAAGGAUGUCUGCAAAAACUAAGGAACAACACGCUGCAGCCACAUUCUUCAAGUCUCUUACUGAAGAUUAUGAACUUCGCAGAAGAUGCACAAUUUGAGGUGUCUGACGAAUUAUUUCAGAUGCUCAGGCUUGUUGAGUUUAACUUGCGCAAAUGGAAGGCGGAUUUGGCCUUGUCUUCCGACAGUUUGGAAGUGCUCAUAGGUGAGCGCAUUAUUCCUUCUCUGUCCCAGUACCGCCUCAGCACUUGCCAUGACAUUAAGGACAAAAUUUUGAAGAAAUUUUCUAUGAUGAGAAUCAAGCAGCUUAGUCAAGUUAUUAGUGACUCACUGGUGAGACCCAAUGUCAUCACUUCCCAGCUCUCAAGUAAGACUGCUGGCUCCAAAUUUCUAGCUGACAAUUUUAGAAUAAAGUCAAAGAAAAAUGUCAAGUCAAAGAAGAAUGUCAAGUCAAAGAAGAAUGUCAAGUCAAAGAAGGCUGACAAGCUAAAAGAGGCUAUCAAGUUGAAGAAGGAUGUUAAGUUGGCGAAGGCUGUCUCUCCAAAGAAGGCUGUUAGAGUGUGAAUUUGUUUUCUAUUUAUUCAUGUGAUUGUGUUAUUUUUAAGUAUGAACUUGAG
Molecule: messenger RNA, 2923 nt
Organism: Thrips palmi
Lineage: Eukaryota; Metazoa; Arthropoda; Insecta; Thysanoptera; Thripidae
Exons: 2
Coding region: 228-2870 (880 amino acids)
Molecular function (GO): sequence-specific DNA binding
Source: RefSeq, a predicted model, not a curated record